AUGCUACCAAGCCCAAGGCCAGGCCAUCUUGCUUCCUUUCUUCGUCCAUGGAGCAUGAUCUGGAUGUCCAUCUGCCCCCUCACCUUGUUUUUUCUUACACAGACUGACAUCAUCCACAAACCAUCUGGCUUUAUUACAUUUGAAGACACUACCGUGGUUCCCUCGCUCGUCCAUGCCGCCAGCGGCCUUGUUCUCGAACUGGGCCCAGGACCCGGUAACCAGAUUCACCGGUUUGGCACUGCUGGUGUCACAUUUAUCUACGGCGUUGAACCUAAUAGCCUCUUUAAAGAAGGAAUUGAUGCUAAGUUACGAAAACAUGGGUUAUCAGUUAACUAUAAGCUAAUCCUUUGCGGGGUUGAAGAUAGCGAUGUCUUGAGAGAUGAGGGAAUAAGCGAGGGGAGUCUGGACGCUGUGCUUUGCAUCCAGGUUCUCUGUGCGGUCAAGGAUCCAAAAAGUGUCAUGAAGGAGGUGUGGAAGUUAUUGAAGCCUGGAGGAAGGUUUAUUUUCUGGGAGCAUGGAGAGAGCAGAGACCGGUUGACGGGUACAGUGCAAGCACUCACAAAUCCCGCCUGGAACACAUUUGUCGGAUGUCACUUAACCCGGAGGGUAAAGGCCGAUAUUCUGCACAGUGGAGAGUGGGAGAAUCCAGGCGAUAUAGAGGAACCAGAAGAGCCGGCUAGUCUUCUGCCUCGGAUUUAG
Molecule: messenger RNA, 699 nt
Organism: Aspergillus nidulans FGSC A4
Lineage: Eukaryota; Fungi; Ascomycota; Eurotiomycetes; Eurotiales; Aspergillaceae
Product: class I SAM-dependent methyltransferase
Exons: 3
Coding region: 1-699 (232 amino acids)
Molecular function (GO): S-adenosylmethionine-dependent methyltransferase activity
Source: RefSeq, a predicted model, not a curated record